AUGCCAGAACCCAAGCAGCCUAAACACGGAGUCAAAGGGAAGUCGGCCACAGAGGUCCUCGAGAAAGAUGACACCGAACUGCGCCUAGAGAAGGCCCUGUUCGGAGACGACGCAGGCUUUCUCAAUUCGUUGACGAGGGACCAGAUCGAGGAGGAUCGGUCGUUGGUGCCGCGCAAGCAUGGAAAGGAUGACGAGUCCGAAGAAGACGAUGCCGAUGGAGGGUUGAGCCAUGUGGCAGACGAAGACUUGUUUUUCCUCGACACGGGUGCCGACCAACUCACGCCCUCCGUUGCGAAGGAACUCGAACGUACCGAAAAGGUGCAUGGUCAUCAUCAGCCAGAACCAGUGUGGCACGACAGUGACGAUGACCGGAUCACCGUCUCACUCGCCUCAAACACUCGCUUGCGCAAACUUCGCGACACGGAAGACGAUGAUGUGAUUAGUGGCAGAGAAUACAUACAGAGACUACGACGACAAUACGAGAGGCUUCACCCUACGCCGGAGUGGGUUACAUAUGCAAGAAAGAGGAGAAAGUUGUCUUCCCGCUCCGAUUAUCAGGAUGCGGUGUCAGACUCAGAUGUGUCCAUGGACGAGAACGACUCCCUCCCCUCAGCGCAACCUCUGGCUGAACUUCUCCGAACAGCUGGAUCUCUGACUAGGACAGAUACCAAGAGACCAGGCACAAAAGGGACCCGGAAGCUGCGGCCGGAAGUCAUCGACAUCCAGCGAUGCAAAGAUGUAGCGGGCUCCGGACCAUCUUCAGUCGACACAUUGCAAUUUCACCCAUACUACCCUCUCCUCCUUGCCGCCGGACCAAGUUCGACGGUGACGUUGUACCACAUCUCACCUCAACCGCCGAAUCCUAACCCGAUUCUAACCUCCCUACAUCUGAAGGGCACUCCUCUGCACACGGCAGCAUUCUGCCGGCCACGAGCCCAACCUGCGCCAGAGGACGCAAGCGAGACACACGACCAGACCAAAAUAUUUCUCUCUUCUCGACGGCGGUAUUUCCAUACCUGGUCACUCUCCACCGGCACUGUCACCAAGGUAACUCGUGCACUCUACGGUCAGGCCCGCAAAGAGCAGCGAACGAUGGAAGCUUUCAAGCUGUCCCCCUGCGGCCGCUACAUGGGACUCAUCGGGUCAUCGAAGAAGGGAGGCGGGAGCAUCAACGUGCUGUCGACAGAGACCUUGCAGUGGGUGUGUAGCUGUCGGAUUGAUUCACGCGGUGGCGUGGCGGACUUUGCGUGGUGGCGCAACGGGGACGGGUUUGCGGUGGUGGGAAAGAACGGGGAGGUUAGCGAGUAUGACAUCGAGGCGCGGAGGGUAGUCAUGAGGUGGAUGGACGACGGCGCCGUCGGCACGACCGUCAUCGCCUUGGGCGGGGAUUCCGGACAGCAGCAGUGCCGGGGCGGCAGCCGCUGGGUCGCUGUGGGCUCUUCUAGCGGAGUUGUCAAUCUCUACGAUCGACGCGGGUGGAUGGGCACUACCAACACUUCCAACGACCUCGUUGCCACCAAGGACGAGAGACCCAAACCCGCCCGGAUGUUCGACCAGCUGACGACGCCGAUCUCGCACCUCGAGUUCUCCCAAGACGGCCAGAUGCUGGUCAUGACAUCGCGCUGGAAGAAGAACGCCCUGCGCCUGGCCCACCUGCCCAGCUGCACGCUCUACAGGAACUGGCCGACGGACAAGACACCCUUGGGCAGAAUCAGCGCCGCCGCCCUGUCGCCGGAUGGAAGUUACCUCGCUGUCGGGAAUGAGCAGGGGAAGAUCAGACUGUGGGAGAUACGCGAAUGA
Molecule: messenger RNA, 1800 nt
Organism: Fonsecaea nubica
Lineage: Eukaryota; Fungi; Ascomycota; Eurotiomycetes; Chaetothyriales; Herpotrichiellaceae
Exons: 2
Coding region: 1-1800 (599 amino acids)
Biological process (GO): rRNA processing
Cellular component (GO): small-subunit processome; Pwp2p-containing subcomplex of 90S preribosome
Molecular function (GO): protein binding
Source: RefSeq, a predicted model, not a curated record